UAAUAACUUUCAAUCUUCCAUUCUUGUGAGGAUUUCUCUCAAAACCCUGGACUCACGGUCCACGACUCAAGGCUGGACCGUUGGAGGCCGUCUUGUGGUUGCCGUGGAUAGCUGGAAGCCUGGAAACACCUCACCGUCGGCCAGAUUGUUGCCGCCUUAUGUUAAAAGCCACCGCCGGUGACCCAACCUCAUCGUCUCUGCUUUUGCCGGCCGGAAAAACACUUGCCUGCCGUUCCUGUCGUCACAGUCCGACCGUCGAUUCCCAGGAUUGAAGUGUGCGAUAUAAUCUCCUAGUUUCUGAAGAUGGGGAAAGCAAAGAAAACCCCAAAAUUUGCAGUUAAGAAGAAGCUGGUGAGCUCAAAGACGAUAAAAAAAUACAAGGAAGAGGUGCUUAAUCCGAACAAGAAAGACACCCAGAAGGAUAAACUCCCUAAAAACGUGCCAACUGUUUCAUCAGCACUUUACUUCACAUACAACACAGCGCUUGGGCCACCUUACAGAGUCUUGGUUGAUACCAACUUCAUAAAUUUCUCAAUCCAGAAUAAGCUGGAUUUGGUGGAUGCAAUGAUGCAAUGUUUAUAUGCAAAAUGUACUCCUUGUAUUACGGACUGUGUCAUGGCUGAGCUUGAAAAACUAGGGCAGAAGUAUCGUGUGGCUCUGAGGAUUGCAAAGGACUCACGGUUUGACAGACUGCCCUGCAUUCAUAAAGGGACUUACGCUGAUGACUGUAUUGUUGACAGAGUAACUCAGCACAAAUGCUAUAUAGUAGCAACUUGUGAUAGGGAUCUAAAGCGUAGGAUACGCAAGAUCCCUGGAGUUCCUAUCAUGUACAUUACACAGCACAAGUAUUCAAUUGAACGCCUGCCAGAGGCAACAUUAGGGGGAGCACCACGCAUAUGAGUUGGAUGAUCCGAUGGCUACUCGAAGGAUUCGGCACGGUUCUGCACAUCAAGUGCUUGUGUUCUCAACAAUCUUGGCCUAGUGGGUGCCCCGUGUCCCUGGUUUAAAUGGACCUGCUUUGUGGUUAGGUCACUUAACCACAACACCUAGUUGUAACCUUGUGCUGAAUCAUAAACUGUGCUGGAUCGCAGCAUCACAAUUUUGUUACAUAUUGAACUCUUAACCAUUGUUUUUUUUUUUGA
Molecule: messenger RNA, 1142 nt
Organism: Nymphaea colorata (pocket water lily)
Lineage: Eukaryota; Viridiplantae; Streptophyta; Magnoliopsida; Nymphaeales; Nymphaeaceae
Exons: 11
Coding region: 304-900 (198 amino acids)
Cellular component (GO): nucleolus; small-subunit processome
Source: RefSeq, a predicted model, not a curated record